Exophiala dermatitidis NIH/UT8656 is the source of this 3382-nucleotide messenger RNA. RefSeq names its product dihydroxy-acid dehydratase. NCBI's taxonomy places the organism in Eukaryota, Fungi, Ascomycota, Eurotiomycetes, Chaetothyriales, Herpotrichiellaceae. The transcript has 3 exons. The record is from RefSeq and is a predicted model, not a curated record. Bases 300 to 2375 code for a protein of 691 amino acids. Gene Ontology annotation, molecular function: hydro-lyase activity.
AAGAGGCUGUUCAGCUGGGGAUACUGCGAGUAGUCCUCACAGUUUGACCCCCGCCGUGCACCCCUCUCUUCCAGGCGGCCUGUCAACCAAACAUUAUAGCCAACAAGAACGCCCGUCUCCGUGGGGGUACCCGCGUCCUUUUUACAAUGUGUGGAAAUCGAAAUGAUCCGAUUGGAGGAAGAGAAGUGGAAGUCGGGCCUCGGUCUCGUGUGCCGUGAGCCGGCGUAUGUCCGCGAUUGAACCACCCUUCUCCAACCGACGGAAUAUACAUAUAUGAGCAAUCAACGGUUGCGGGCAGCAUGAAUUUGGCGACGACUAGCAUAUCUAGGAGCGUUUCUACAACUAGGUGGACAAAUUUUCGCCCAGGGAUAUCGCUCCCCAAACUUAGCAGCAUGUCUUGCCAACAAGAAACGGCGGCCUGCAAUACCUGUCCCAGCGACAGUCAGCAGAAUGGCGGCUGUACCAGUGUGGGCGACAUUGAAGACUACAAAUCCGAACUCGAGACCUUACGUAAGCGCACGCGCGAGCUCGAGCAGAAGCUGUCCGAGGUAGGCUUUGGAAAUGAUAGUACCAGGGCAUCAGGGUCAGGGUCCCGGUUCCGCUCCGCGCGUUGGUUCAAUGACAAAAGCAACCCCGAAAUGUCCGCCCUCUAUGCUGAUCGAUACAUGAAUUAUGGCCUCACUGAGGAGGAGAUGAUGUCUGGGAAGCCCGUCAUCGGUAUUGCUCAGUCAGGAUCGGACUUGGCUCCGUGCAAUCGGUAUCAUUUGACUCUGGCCAAAAGGGUCCGAGAAGGGAUUCGGUCGGCAGGCGCCAUUGCCUUCGAAUUCCCCACACAUCCCAUUCAAGAAAGCUCCCGGAGGCCUACAGCGACUCUGGAUCGAAAUCUGGCAUAUCUUGGACUGGUUGAGUUGCUGUUCGCAUAUCCCCUGGAUGGUGUGGUCCUGCUCACGGGAUGCGACAAGACCACCCCGGCCUUCCUCAUGGCUGCUGCUACUGUGAACAUCCCGGCCAUCUGCCUUAAUGUCGGACCGAUGCUUAACGGCCGAUUGAAAGGUACUGAUCAGCGCAUGGGCUCCGGCACAGUGGUGUGGAAGGCCAGAGAUCUGCACGCUGCAGGCGAAAUCGACGAUAACAUGCUUGUGGAGAUGAUUACCUCUGGAACGCCAUCGGCUGGCCAUUGUAAUACCAUGGGCACAGCAUCGACCAUGAACGCCCUUGCAGAAGCGCUAGGCAUGGCGCUACCCGGAUCUGCUGCCAUUCCGGCACCCUACCGUGAGCGAUCUCAGGUAGCAUAUAAGACGGGCAAACAGAUUGUGGAAAUGGUCUACGCGGACCGCAAGCCCAGCGAUAUCAUGACCAGGGAAGCCUUCGAAAAUGCCAUUGUCGUGAACAGUGCCAUUGGAGGCAGCACCAAUGCGCCCAUCCAUCUGAACGCCAUUGCAAAGCACAUUGGAGUUCCGCUAGACUUGAAUGACUGGGACAGGAUCGGUUUCGACAUACCCCUGCUCGUGAACGUGCAACCAGCCGGAGAGAUGUUAUGUGAGGAAUAUUACAAGGCCGGUGGUCUUCCUGCUGUUAUGGCCGAGCUCCUGGACCAGGGCAAACUGCAUGGGCAGGCCCUCACGUGCAACGGUAGGACCGUCAAAGAUAACGUGGACGGCCAGCACUCCUGGGACAGGCAGACGAUCAAGGAGUACUCCAACCCGCUCAAAGAGGGUGCUGGAUUUCUCCAUAUGACUGGCAACCUGUUCGACUCUGCCAUCAUGAAAACGUCCGUCAUAUCCGAUGAGUUCCGGAAGGAAUUCCUGGAGGAUCCUAACGAUCCCAACGCUUUCGAGUGUAAAGCUGUUGUCUUUGACGGCCGGGAAGAUUUCAUCGCGCGGGUCGAUGACCCAAAGACUCCGAUCGACAAGAGGACCAUUUUGGUUAUGAGAGGCGCUGGCCCCGUCGGAUGGCCGGGAGCAGCGGAGGUGGUCAAUAUGCAUGCUCCUGGACAUCUGUUAAAACAAGGAGUUCACUCUCUACCAUGCAUUGGCGACGGGAGACAGUCUGGUACGUCAGGCUCUCCAUCUAUCCUGAACGCAAGUCCUGAAGCCGCUGCGGGCGGUAACUUGGCACUUCUACGUGACGGUGACCGAAUACGGGUAGAUUUGACCAAGAGAAAAGUGAAUCUUUUGGUCGCGGAGGAUGAAUUGAAGAGGCGGCGAGAAGAGCUGGAAGCCAAGGGCGGCUACGCUGUUCCAGAGAGCCAGACGCCAUGGCAGGAUAUCUUCAGGCGCGAAACCGGCCAGCUUAACGAGGGCAUGGUCCUUAACUGUGCGGUUAAGUAUCAGAAGGUGGCACAGCGAUGGCCCGCGCCCCGACAUAAUCAUUGAACGGUGUUACACUCUGGAGUUCCAGGGAUAUUGUGUGAACUUUGCACGGCGCUCUCUCCAAUCACCAAUUCUCCCAAAUCGCAUCAGGCAGCACAGUCCGCAUGACCCUCCAGUGGCCCAGAGCGCUCUUUGCCUGCCAUUUCUCGAGUUCCUUUGUAUUGCCGCUCCGGAGAAUACCGUUGUUCUUGUUGAAUGCAUCUGAUGGGAUUUCGUACUUUGGUAACAAGUACUCCCGUCGAGCUCCACUUCCCAGAUAGUCUGGCUGGGUGGGCUUUCGAAAUUUGAUCGGCAAGUUGUCUUUGCGGCAGAACACGACCAUGUUCGUGAAAUCGUCGGGUCUGGUGCCGGGUUCAGGAGGUUCGUCCUCUCUGAAGGCUCGACACGACGGGAAAACAGACGUGAUGGUGCGAUAUAUCAGCGAAGAGGCUGGCAUUGUGAUGUCUCCUGCGUAAUUGAUGGCUAUCACCCCAUCUUGUUUGAGCAGCAUGUGCAGACCUCUGAAGAAUUCGGCGGUGAAAAGCUCGACAGGCUCUGCGCCGCCCGUGAAGACGUCGUGGAUGAUGUAGUCAUAGGAAUUGGCUUCUGAAGCAUUUGCGUUGCGGACAGCUGCCACAGCAUCACCGAUCAAGUAGCUAUGAUUGUGGGGAAGAGAGAAAUAUUUGAUGGCAAAUUCGUGUACCACUGGAUCAACCUCGAUUAUGGUAGUAUUGAUCCCAUGUGCAAUCAGCGCGGAUGGCGCGGUCCCAAUGCCGAGUCCGAUGUUCAACGCUGUCUUUUCCGGCUGUGUAGAAGACGGCUCUACAAGGCGCACCGCUUCAAGCAUGGUGAAGACGGCGUAGAUUGGCUCCCCCACUUUCCGUCGGCCUUGCUUCAGUGGUGGCAUCUUCCAUUCACCUCCAAGAAGACUGUGGUCGCAUCUCAUCACGCGGAAGCCGCGCUGCUUAUCCUCAAGCACGGAAAUGUAGCCGGUGAUGGACUCCUUCCGUUCCAACAGAGUAUAUUCGUAC